Messenger RNA from Symbiodinium pilosum, 5178 nucleotides. NCBI's taxonomy places the organism in Eukaryota, Dinophyceae, Suessiales, Symbiodiniaceae. The record is from the annotation of a GenBank genome assembly.
AUGGAUGUGCAAGCAUCGAUCAGGACCGAAGGCGGUCGACGAUUCUCCACAAUUUCAUGGGGCAAGCUCGGCACUGAUACUGGCAUGUUUCCCUACGGCCUUUUAGCAGGGGGCCUCCAGGAUGGCGUGGUUUCUCUUUGGAAUCCGCACGCCAUCCUGUCCUCCAACGGUACAGACCAAGGCUUAAUCCACUCACAGACCGUGCACAAGGGAAACGUGCACUGUGUGGAGUUUCACCCUCUCAAGACCAACCUCAUGGCCACUUGCGGUUCAGACUCCGAGGUGAAGAUUGUGAACGUCGAGAACCCCUCAGCGCCCACCAUUUUCGAGCCCUCCACAUCCAACAAGCACCAAGGCUCAGAGGUACUUUGCUGUGCCUGGAAUAGGGUCGUACCGCACAUCCUCUGCUCUUGCUCAAACACAGGGACGACAGUGGUCUGGGAUCUCAAGCAGAAGAAGGAAGUGAUCAGCUUCCAGGACCCAGCCAGCCGCUUGCGCUGCGCCAGCGUGGCCUGGCACCCGGAGGUGCCGACGCAAUUGCUGCUGUGCUAUGACGACGAUCGCCAGCCAUCAAUCCAGAUGUGGGACCUCCGCAAUUGCCAGUACCCUUUUAAGGAGACAGCACCGCACACCAAAGGAGUGCUCGGCGUGGCCUGGAACCAGAUGGAUCCGAAUUUGAUCCUUUCCUGUGGCAAGGACAACCGCGUGAUUUGCACCAGCAUUGCCUCUGGGAGUCCGGAGACCUGGUGUGACCUCUCAGCCCAGCAGAACAGCUUCGAGGUGCAGUGGGCCCCUCACAAGCCCUCAUUGUUUACUGCCGCCUCGUACAGCGGCACAGUUAACGUGCACUCGGUACAACAGCAGCAAAGUGCCGGAGUGCGCUACUGCCCGCGCUGGUACAGGAAGUCUUGUGGAGCUUCGUUUGGCUUUGGUGGCAAGCUUCUCUCCUUCGGCCGAAGUGAGCCCGCUACCGCCUCAGAAGGUGCAGGCUUGCCGAAACAAGUCAUGCUUGUCUACACGAGGCCUGCAUCCUUUUGCCACUCCUUGGUGGUGCCUAGUGAGCCAGAGAUUGUGCCGACAGCAGACGUCUUUGAGCAUUGGAUCGCUGAGCGCCGGCUCCGCGAGUACUGCCUGGACAAGACGCGAAGCUGCGGCGGCGUGGCUUCUCAAGAGGGCCUUAUGUGGGAGCUAAUGGCCACACUGGCAGAGGAGGAGGGGCGCACCCGUGUGCCGACACUUCUGGGAUUCGACCAGGACCGGAUUCUGCAGGAGGCAGAGCGUUUCCUGGGCACCAAGCCAGGCAUGCUGAUGGGCCAGCAGGAGGCAGAUGAGUACUUCGCGGAGAACUUUUUCGACGAACUGUCGGCCUCCACGGAGCAGAAAAAGCGGGAUGAGAUGGAGCGGGAGGAGCAAAAGAAGAAAGAGGAGGCAGAUGGCCCUGGCCCUGAGCUCAGACGACAUCAGACAACGAAGUGUUCAGACAGCUCCUACGGGUCCUCAGGCCCGGAAGCCUUGAUCAAGCAGUCACUCCUGGUUGGGAACCUCACAGCAGCUGUUGAGCUUUGCUUCAAGAGUGGCAAGAUGGCCGAGGCCUUGCUCCUUGCCUCUGGUGGUGGAAUCACGCUGUGGACCCGUGCUCGAGAUGAGUACCUGCGACUUCAGGGAGACUCCUUUCUGACCACCGUCGGCAACAUCAUGACCAAUGACUUCAGCAAGCUUGUGGCUAACUCCAACUUAGCGCACUGGAUGGAGACUUUGGCCAUUGUGGCGACUUACUCUGGCCGCGAGUACCAGGUGCUAUGUGAGCAGUUGGCCGAGCGCCUCGAAAAGGAGAAGUUUGACAUCCGCUCGGCGCUGAUCUGCUACAUCUGCGCCAAGAACUUCCCCAAAACUGUCAGCAUUUGGGCCAUCACGCACGUGGCAUCUCAGGGCUCGCAGAAUCUGGCCCUGCAAGACCUGGUGGAGAAAAUGGCUGUGCUCCAGGAUGUAACAAAGUUCCAGCAGCCGGAUGCGCUUUUCUCGCAAAAGCUGACGAAGUAUGCGGAGAUCUUGGCGAAUUCCGGGCGACUUACAGCGGCCAUGCGCUACCUUUGCCUGCUGCCAGAUGACAAUUCCUCAGCUACGCUGCGGGACCGGAUCUUCAACUCUGCCCCAGCUCAGAUGGGCCAGAUGCUGAGGGCUGCUCCACGAUUUCCUUUCCAGACGACAGACGUGCGGGCCACCAGCGCUGGCCCCGCGGUACAUGCGGCGCACCCUAAAAUGGGAACGGCCCCAUGCCCCUGCUUAGGAGGUGCAAAAACUGCUGCACCCGCACCUUUGCCAGGAAAGGCGGCCAUGGGCGCCUCAAUGCCAAUGCCGGGGGGCGGCGGCACCUGGCCAAUGCAGCCCAAGCCAAUGUCAGCGCAUCCUGGGUCCAUGGGCCCAGGCCCAGGUCCUCUGCCAGGGAAGUAUCCGGGCCCUGACGCUUCAAUGGCGGGUGGCAUCGGCCACGGUUUGGGUGCUGGAUCUGUGCAUGGCGGUCCUGGCAUUGGUCCAGGCGUGGGGAGUGUCGGUGGCAUUGGCAUUGGCGGUGUUCCUGGACCUGGGAAUGGGCCUGUGCCAGGAGGUGGCUCUGUGGGCAUGGUAGGAGGUGUGGGAGGGAUGAAUGCAGGCAUGGGUGGUGCGGGCGGCGUGGGCGGCGUGGGCAGCAUGGGUGGUUGGGCUGGGCCCGCAAAGUCACCAGCACCUGCUCCACCAGCUCCACCAGGGAAGUCCACGGCACCUACGGCCUCUGCAAUGCCGGUCACCGAAGGUCUUCCGGUUGCUUGGCCACUGCCGACAAAGUCGAUGCAGAAGCUAUCCACAAACCAGUCCGUGGCAGCUGACAACAUUGCAAUUCAGGAGAUGAGCACGACCUCAAGUGUUAUAGGCGAGCCCAUGGCCCCACAUGACCUGGCGCACGUCAAGAACGUCUUCAACCUUCUCCUGGACACUUCCCAGGAUAGCAACCCAAAGAAGAGAGAGGAUGUUUUAAAGAAGCUGGAGGAGCUGUACAGCAAGCUCCAGACCGGCCAGCUCAAGACUGCCACGUCCCAGAAGGUGCUCCAAUUGGCGAAGGCCAUGGAGGCUCAGGAUUACGCCACGGCAAGCAAGGUGCAGCAAGAGCUCAGCGUGGACUGGGACACGAACAAGAGCUGGCUGAUGGGCGUAAAGUGCAGGGACAGCGAGGAGGCGUAUGACGAAGACUUUUGUGACGAGGACAUCGAGGAUGCGGAGGCCGCAGAGAAUGCGUCCUCCAACAGCGCUGCGUUGACCAACAACGACGCAGUGGAGGCUCAAUCUGAAGGCACCGUCCGGGAGCGCGCAGAGCAACUUUCAGAGGGCUCCGACGCCGUUUUAGUAAGCCAGGAAGCUGAAUGGGAGAAGUCUGUGGAUAAGCCUGAGCAAGUCGAGGACAAAGAGAGAAGCGCUUGGGCAACAGCGGUGCAGCAAGACACUGAAGAGAAAGCAGCACGCGCAAAGGAAGCAACGGAUGAAAGCCCAGCGGCGGCAGAGGAGGCAAUUGAAUCAGAAACAGCACCAGUGCUGUUCUGGGAGCCAGGAGAGCACAGGGACUUCGAAGAGCAAGCAGUUGAAGGCAAGUGCCAAGAGAGAAAUGCAGCAUUGGUAGCAGCUCCUAAUGCGAAGUUGAUGAUAAGAGGGACUGCCGCACCGUGCAAGGAGUCAGGACAAGUAGCGUCACUUGACCAAGCAGGGCUAGAUGAGGAUCCAAGACAAGGUGCGGAGGCGAUGGUGUUGCCAUGCAAAACUGGAGAGACUAUCGAGCUCGACAGAGACGCAGCCAGAGCUUGGGAGCUGGGUGAGGAAGCAGAAAUCGACCUGUUGACGCCAGGGAAUUGGAAGCCGGUAGACUCCGGUGAGCUCGACGAGCUGACAGAACAAGAUGAGGAACAUGGCAGGCAUGCAGAUCCAGCAAUCGGGGAGGAAGUGCCAGUUGAAUCAGCAGCUGACCGUGCGGCUAAGAUGUUCACGGGACCAGCUGCCGAGCUUGAGGAACAAGUACAGCAUGAGCAAGGCGCCACCGGGAGAGAUGCCGCUCUGGCAACCGAGGCAGCAGCGCUUGAGGCAGCGACGCCCAUGGCAACGCUGCAGUUCGUCGCGCCUGGAGAGAGCAAGGAGGUGUCCAUGCAAGAGAGAGUGCCAGGCGCAGCGCUGGAGGAGGCACCUGAGGAGGAGUGUCAAGGAAUGCCAUUCCCGAACAUCCUGAACCCAGAAGAGGCCACACAGCACGGCAAAGACAGAGAGCAACAUGGAGCAAUGGAGGCAGCGCCCACUGAGCUAGAAAGCGCAGAGGUGGCAAGGCAAGCAGCCCAACCUGGGUCACUAGCGCCUAGGUCUGCAUCUUCGGGUUCAUUGCUGCAGGCACCAGCGAGGGGGCCGAAAGAGCUAAACAGUCACCAGGUUGAAGGUGGCGAGAAUUUUGUCGGGCUUGCAGCAAGUUCCGGAAGCCUCGGAAGCUCCAGGAUCUCCAGGAAUCAGAAGAUCGGAAGUGCCGCGGAGUUCCUUCACAUCUUGCUGUUGGAAUCGACCUUAGGUAGCCGGCACUGGUCCGAACUCCCCGAUGGUCAUGUUGCGGUGGGACGACCAUUACAAACACCCAUCUCAUCUUCAACGGCGCCUCGCAGGGGCACCCCACGGGUGCCAGUGGCAUGGCAGCGCUGGAUGGCUGCACGGGAGAAACGGAAGGCUGCAGUGCAGGAACAGCUGCAGGCAGAUGAUGCGCAGAAUGACCUUGGCUCUUCUUGGCCGCGCACAUCAUGGCAGGUUCAGGAGCUGCCGCGACUGGAUUCCCGCAGGACGCAACGAGCAGCCUACUGCAGCAGUCCCGGGUUGAUUGCGCUUCCCAAACUCAAGCAGAGCACGGUGAAUGACAUGCGGCCCUUGGAGAGGCCACGCAAGUCCAAAGCUGGCAAAGGCUCGUCACAUUCCAGGCUACGGAGCUGCCACGCUAGCCAAUUCGACCCAAGCCAGAUACAGCAUUUCGUCUCAUCGUCGCAGACCGAAGAUCUUUGGCAUCACUACUUUCAAGGCGAGCCUGAGGCGCCUUUGAAGGAUCUCCCAUCAAAAUCUCAGGCCGAACGUGGGUCAGAAGGUCCGACGCCGACUAAUGAACAGGCAGCAGAAAGUAACCAGGACUAG